Ichthyophthirius multifiliis is the source of this 756-nucleotide messenger RNA. RefSeq lists its product as hypothetical. The record is from RefSeq and is a predicted model, not a curated record. Gene Ontology annotation, molecular function: ornithine decarboxylase inhibitor activity. NCBI's taxonomy places the organism in Eukaryota, Ciliophora, Oligohymenophorea, Hymenostomatida. The transcript is spliced from 3 exons.
AAAAAAAAAAAAACUUAUAUUAAAAAAAGUUCAAGAAAAAAAAAAAAAAAAAUACAGGAACACUGAAUAAAAUUUCUAAUAAUAUAUCUCAUAACAACAUAAAACUAUAAAAAAAUGUCUUAACUAAUUAAUAACUUUCAAUAAAAUAAUAAAAAUAUCGAAAAAAAUUAAGAUGAUAAUAAUUUAUAAAAUUAAGAAAGAAAAAAUUGUUAAAUGUAUAUUGAUAAUAAUAGAUAAAAUUAAGAAAGAAAAUAUUGUUAAAUGAAAGGUUCUUUUAUGAUCACUAUAGGAAGAGAUUUACAAACAAUUAAAUCAGAACCAUAAGUUGUUGAAUAAUAAAUUGAAGACGAAGUACUUCUGACUUUAUUAAAAUUAGAUGAAAAAAAUAUAAUCAUAUAUGACAUAGCCUCUGUUAUAAAUUGGGGAGAUUUUUCUAAGGAAAAACCUUUGUAAACAUUCAAGUGUUUAUAUGACACUGAUAAUAAGAACUUCUAUGUCGAACUUUCUGAAAAAAGUCCAAUGGAACACCUUACUAAAAGUACUUUUCUUAAAAUUCUUGAUAUUGCUGAAUAAAUGGGUGCCUAAAAUGUUUUAACAUGUUUAAAUAAUAAGAUUUCUGAUAUUAACACUAGAAUAUAGAUCUUAAUGUUUGUAGGUUUUAGAAAAAUUAUUGGUGAAGAACUCAAAUCUAUUUCUAAAACUCGUACGCAUACUAUAUUAUGUUAUGAUCUUUAAAAUGAAUGAUUUUUAUAAACU